AUGCCUUCUCAAAAGACCUUCAGAGUCAAGCAAAAGUUAGCUAAAGCACAAAACCAAAACAGACCAUUGCCACAAUGGAUCAGAUUAAGAACUAACAACAAGAUCAGAUACAAUGCAAAGAGAAGACACUGGAAGAGAACCAAGUUAGGUUUAUAA
Pichia kudriavzevii is the source of this 156-nucleotide messenger RNA. RefSeq lists its product as uncharacterized. The coding region runs from base 1 to 156 and encodes 51 amino acids. Gene Ontology annotation, cellular component: ribosome; cytosolic large ribosomal subunit. Gene Ontology annotation, molecular function: structural constituent of ribosome. The transcript is spliced from 2 exons. The record is from RefSeq and is a predicted model, not a curated record. NCBI's taxonomy places the organism in Eukaryota, Fungi, Ascomycota, Pichiomycetes, Pichiales, Pichiaceae. Gene Ontology annotation, biological process: translation.